AUCUGUACAACUGCCUGGUUGAGGAAAAAGAGCACAGUGCUGUUAACAGCUUCCUACAAGACCUAAUGGAGCAUGAGGUGUUGGACUCUGGGAUGAUGGAGGAACUGGCGCUGGAUGUUGGACAAACAAGGAAGAAGUUCAGAGACCCGAUCAUCAGCAUGGAAGCACGACACCAACAGGUGCGAGAGAACAGGGCCCAGCGUGAGGUUGAGAGGCAGAGGCAGCAGAAAGAGAGGGAGGCUCAGUGGGGUGCCAGAGAGGAGGCAAAGAAGAGGGAGCGAGAGGACGAGACGAGAAAGAAGCAUGAGGCGCGUAGACAGGAGGAGAUGGUGCGGCGGGAGAUGGUGCGACUGCGACACCAGAUGGAGGAGAGGAGACGCCUGGAACAGCUGGUCAGACAGAG
Molecule: messenger RNA, 403 nt
Organism: Xiphias gladius (swordfish)
Lineage: Eukaryota; Metazoa; Chordata; Actinopteri; Istiophoriformes; Xiphiidae
Product: coiled-coil domain-containing protein 191-like
Exons: 2
Molecular function (GO): phosphatase binding
Source: RefSeq, a predicted model, not a curated record